AUGUCGAUUUUUCUGGGUAUCUACAAGGCGGUUUUCCAGUACGAGCCUCAAUCGGAAGAGGAGUUGGCAAUCGAUGAAGACGACUUGUUGUAUCUUCUCCAAAAGUCCGAUGUUGAUGAUUGGUGGACCGUGAAAAAAAGAGUCAUUGGAUCAGAUGCUGAAGAACCGGUGGGGCUAGUGCCCAAUAAUUACAUUGAGGAGGCAACUGUCAAAACCACGGCCAAAGCACUGUAUGAUUAUCCAGAAGUGCAGAAUCCUGAAGAGGAGAUCGAGUUCAAUGAAAAUGAUGUCUUCGACGUUUACGACGAUAGAGAUCCGGACUGGGUUCUAUGUAAAUCUCAAAGAACAGGCGAAUACGGAUUCAUACCUGGAAACUACGUGGAAUUUGGGACCUCCGCCACAGCAGCAACAGCAGCUCCUGCAGCUCCUGCAGCUCCGCAAGUGUCGGAAGUUAAUGCUUCGAGCUUUCCUCCUCCUCCACAACAUAUUGGUAGAACGGCAGAGCCUCGUCAGGUCGCAGCAGAACCCAUACCACCAUCUACACGACCAACAGAGUACCCAUCAGAUGAGGAAGAAGUCCCACCACCAAGGCCGACCAGGCCAACCGAGAUCGCACAACCGGAUAUAGAAGACCGCAGUGGCGGUACCGAGAGUGAAUCUUCAUUUUUUCAUACCUGGGAUGUCUCUGAAGUCGACGGCAGAAAGAAACAUAAAGCAAAACUGGCAAUCGGAAGAAACUCAAUUUUCUUUACGCCAUCAAAAGGAACCCCACAACAGUGGCCCAUUAAUGACCUCAAGUCCUAUGAUAAUGAGAAAAAGCACAUUUUCUUGGAAUUUUCGAAUCCUUACGUUAAUCUCGAACUACAUACAGGGUCCUCCACUGUGGCCGAUGAGAUCAUGACUAUUCUAGGCGAGUUAAAAGGCGUGUACCAUGCCAGCGGGUUACGUGAAGUAGAGGCGGCAACAAAAGCGCCUGCAAAAAAGUCUCAUAGAAAGCAAGGUAAAGUGGUCUACGAUUUUAUUGGUGAAUCCAACGACGAGUUGACUGUCAAGGAGGGCCAGGUCGUUUACAUUUUAGACGAUAAGAAAUCACCAGACUGGUGGAUGUGCGAAUCUACCGAAAAUGGGCGUAAGGGUGUCAUACCAGCGCAGUUUGUGGAACCUAUAAAUCAGCUUUCAUACAUGGCAAGUUCUUUGAAAUCCUUGGGCAGAUCCAGCAAUAAAGGUACUUCCGAGCCUUCGCCAUCUAAAAACUGGAAAGACGACGCAGAACAGCACACAUCCAAAAAGAAUGCAAGGAAAAGAGCUUCUUCCAUUCUGUCCCGCGGCAAGAAGCAUGACGAUGAUUCGCGGUCUUCCAACAAAAAGCAAAAGGACUAUCCUGAUUCCAGUAAAACAAGAAUAUGGGUAGACAGGAGUGGUACUUUCAAAGUUGAGGCGGAGUUCAUCGCUUGUGUCGAGGGAAAAGUUCAUCUACACAAAGCAAACGGUGUGAAGAUCGCCGUAGCAGCCGACAAACUUUGUUUAGAGGAUCUAGAACGUGUUGAGCGGAUGACUGGUACAUCUCUAGACAAGUACAAGCCUAAAAAUCCAAACAGCGGCUCUUCCGCGAGGGAGAAGGAACGUGAGAGAAGAAAAAGAAUAAAAGAACAUGAGGAACGCGAAAGGGAACGUGAAGAAAGAGAAAGAGAUCGCAGGCUAAGAGAAAAAGAACUGGAGGAAUUGCGCGAAGCCCGUGAUUUGCUCGACAAAGAAAGGGAUCUUCUACGUGCGAGACAAGAGAGGGAUCUUCCUCCCAUCAAACCCCCGCGUCCAACCAACGACGCGCACCCGUCUGCUUCUCCGGCAACAACGAAAAGCUUUAACAAACCGGUCGAGUACGACUGGUUCGAGUUUUUCUUAAAUUGCGGUGUUGAUGUGAAUAACUGCCAGCGGUACACUAUCAAUUUCGAACGUGAACAGAUUUCGGAGGAAACUUUACCCGACGUUCAGCCUUCUGUCUUACGGACUUUGGGUCUGCGCGAAGGUGACAUUAUAAGAGUGAUGAAAUACUUAGAUCAGAAGUUCGGUAGAGAGAACACUCAACACCAGACUUCCACUGGUGGAUUGUUUUCUGAGCCAGAUGGAUCCCUUAAAGUCUCUAAUGAUGGGAGAGCAUCUGGAUCGCUACCAGAGAAAUUGCUCCCUCAAGCCUCGUCCGCAGAUCAAAGGAUAAGCACUCAAGAUGAUGAUGCUUGGACUGUGAGGCCAGCGGCAACUUCAGAAGCUGCAUUGCCACCUCAAAAGUCAGAGUUUACUGGAUCCAUGCAAGAUCUUCUCGAUCUGCAACCUUUAGAGCCUAAAAAGGCACCACAACCGAUUCUAAAAGAUUUGGAGCCUGUUAAAACAGGGUCUUCGAGAGCUGAGCCAGGUUUGGUACCAGAAAAAACCGGACAGUCGUUGGCUCCUUUAGAUCCAUUCAAAACGGGCGGUCAUAACCUCAUUCCGAUGGUGACUGGAGGAUUCGUUAUGGUCCCGGUCAGCACAGGGGGCUUAUUGCCUCUUAACAGAACUGGUGGAAUGAUUCCACAAACAACUUUUGGAAUGCAAGCGCCCGGAACUAUCUUACCAGUGCAAAAGACAGGAAGCGGGCUAAUCCCUGCUUACACUGGAGGGCUCUUGCCACAGACGACUUUUGGCAUGCAAGGAUCUAAUAGCAUAAUGCCCUUGCAAAGAACAGGCGGUGCUCUUCCCUUAUCGCAGACGCAGAUGACGGGUGGGCUUUUACCACAAACGACAUUCGGAAUGCAGGGAAUUAAUAACACAGUGCCUCUUCAAAGGACCGGCGGAGCUCUCUCUCUACAGCAGUCCCAGCUAACUGGAGGUAACCUCGGACUAAUAAGUGGUCAGUCUCAAAUGCCAUCAACGUCAUUCGGAAUGCACACGACAGGUGGAAUGCUGCCCUCGGCAACUGGUGGAAAUGUUUUACCAAUGCAAAGAACAGGAGGACUCACGUCUUUCGGAACAGGGGGACUGCAUCUUCAAUCGGCUCUUCCCCAGACAAGUUUUGGAGGUCAAAUUACUGGCGGUGGUUUCAAUGUACCAUCACAGCCUGGCUUUUCGAACAAUUUCACUGGAGGGCCUGCCUUGGCGCCUGCCACAACCUUCGGCAACCAGAUGACGGGUGGCGGAAAUAUGAUGCCCCCAACAUCUUUUGGAAGUCAUACUACAGGAGGGAUGCAAAAUUCUUUCAAUGGCUCGAUGAGCACGGGAGGUGCAAAUAACUUUGGUCAAAACAUGACGGGUUUACCUCAAAACACUUUCAGUGUCCAGAGAACUGGCGGAUUUCAGGCGGCAGGACAGCCCUCUCUCCCCACAAAUCCUACCGGAGGAUUCCAACCCCAAUCACAAUUCGGGAUGGGAUUGCAAAGGACCGGAGGGGUAUCAUCGUUGCCUCAAACUUCCUUUACUACUGGUAGUGCGUUGCAGCCACCCUUAGGAAAUUCCUUCACUGGUGGAAUGAAUCAGCUUAACAACGCAUUCCAAAACACUUCCAUCUCGCAACCCGUACUGCAGUCUCAGCCCACUGGUUUCGGUUUUGGGAAUGGUCCACAAACUCAACAACGUGCAGCUAAUAUGUAUAACGCCACGGCCGAUAAUCCAUUUGGCUUUUGA
This is a messenger RNA of Lachancea sp. 'fantastica', 3654 nucleotides long. Lineage: Eukaryota; Fungi; Ascomycota; Saccharomycetes; Saccharomycetales; Saccharomycetaceae. The record is from the annotation of a GenBank genome assembly.